Molecule: messenger RNA, 2263 nt
Organism: Acanthaster planci (crown-of-thorns starfish)
Lineage: Eukaryota; Metazoa; Echinodermata; Asteroidea; Valvatida; Acanthasteridae
Product: sperm microtubule inner protein 11-like
Source: RefSeq, a predicted model, not a curated record
UUUCCCUGGGAACAUUUCGCGGGACGCUGCGUUGUUGUUCUGCAUGCCAUGCACAGAUUUCCUAUUCGGUGAAUCAGUUUGAUGAUUGUGUUAAAGAGAAAGUGCCAAAAGUUUUGAAGAAUCAAAAACUCUGUUCCUCCACAACAUGUCUCACUUUAAUCUGACGCAUUUGGGUUAUCAAGACCCGAUUAGAGAGAAGGUUUUGCAGCCCAAUCCCGAGUACCGAUACCAGCUCGUACAAGACGUCCCGAAAGGUUCUUACGUGACGUUCCGGCCGCCAGCAUCCAAGUUACCACCCAUCGACAUGCACAAAUACAACAAGGUUAUCCAGCCCGGAAAAUACGAAGAGCACGGUGGAUCAUACGUGAAAUUCACUGAGAGAUUGCACAAACACACAAGGACAAACAGUGCACCUAAUGAAAUCUACCGAACCGAAAUAACAACUUCCAUGAAACCUGGUUGGUGGAGUCGCAAUGAUAACAUUCAUCAGCGAGAGCCUUGGACGCACACGCCAAGGAGGGUUUUGGUCAACAGCGAAAUGACAAGAUUUGUGAAUGAGAUGAGUCUGACGAACAGGGAAUUUUCUCUCUUCUAGGCAGAGACCAACUUAACGUGCAAGGCAGGAAUUUUUUACAUACAUAUACACUGUAUAUCCACCGGAUUCAUUUGAUAUCCAACUUACUUAUUUGGGGAUAUAAACAACUGAGUACAGAUGCAUUCCUUUGCAAAUCUCUUCCAUGAAACUGACAUCCUCUCAGACUACAACUGCCAUGUUUCCAGCAACUCGGUCAACUCAAGGUCAUUCAGGUUGUAUGGUUCGUGCAUGAGCCAUAGCCAACCCACAGACUAUGUCCAAAUGGAGUGGUUGUGGCCAGGGGUAGCCAUGUGUCUGCAGGAAGCAGUCACAGCCACUUGAACCGAUGGCUUCCACAAGCACGCAUGAUAAUUCUAGUCACAGCUGCAGCUGUUGCAAACAGCCACACAAAGGGGAAUGGAUUCAACACAAGUUCACUGGUCUGCAUGACACUUUAUUUGUGUAUUUUGAAAUUGGGACCAAUGCAUAAAAUUUGUAGGGUUGCAUCUGUCUGAAGCUGGGAUCUAGGUCCCGGAUACAGUAGUUUUGGUUGCAAGCACACACACUUGGGCAACUACCUGUUAUGACCAAUUAGUAAGUUGACUCAAAUGGAAAACUAGAGGCCCCUCAGAACUUAGGAUAAUGAGACAUACCAACAUUGAACGUGUGGCAUCUGUGUUGUAACUUGAAAGGGACCGGGUUUUGCAGGAACUUGUCAGAGUAGAUAACUACAUGUAUGUAGCAGCAAUGCUAGGAGUGCCAUACAAGCUUCAACAUUGUGUUAAUGAUAAACUGUUGGGAUUUUGUAGUGGAUUCAAUCAUUUUGACAAGAGCAAGGCAGGUCUAGGACAAGUGUAUGUGUAUUCAAGAACCUCCCCAGAUACUCGGUUGAGAUCCAGGUGUCAGCAAGAUGUUUCAAGUGCUCAUCACAAACAUUGUUUGAAGUUUAAUGAGUACAACUAUUUCCUAAGCCAAAUUCAAUUUGUUGAUUUUGCUAAACACAUCCCACAUCUAAAUGCAUCAAUAUGUCUAAUUUUCAUAUUGUAAAUAAUUAAACAAACAGUAAAACAAACGUUUAAAAAAAAUCACUUUUAGUACAUUUUUACGAUGAUUUAUGUAAUCAUGAAUUCCGCUGAAUUCAGUAUAUGACUUCUAUAAAAGCAUGAAUUUAACCUCCGUUGUUUUGUAUCAAAAAUUUCCUUUUCCUUUCCAAGUAACAAGGACCAUUGCUAGAGCUGCAGUAUUACUAAUAUAACAUAGUAUUUGGCAGAUACACAUUUCUUAUGUAAACAGAGACAUUAGCAAAGCACCAUUACAUGAAUAUGCUACUUAGGUUAGCCCAACAGGGUCUGAUUUUAAUUUCUCACCUCUUUGACUAUGGACACGAGUAUAAGUCCAUACUUACAAGACAGCAGGAGGAGACUGUGUAACAGCAGAUGUCAUUGGGCUAACUUGGCGGUAGUCAUGUAGGAAUUACUGGAACUGUGUUUGAUGUUGCUUGUCAAGGUCCAAAGGAAAUAUUCCAUGGUUAUAUUUUUGUAGUUUACAGUGCCUUAUUAUUUUGCAUUAUAGCACAGCAGAUGGCAAUUCGGAUGAAGACAAGCGAGACGUAACAGUUCUGCAUUACAUGUAUUAUACCGAUGCCCUUUUAAUGCAUUAAAUACGUACAUGUAUACACUCCAAAACUUA